GGUGACCGAUUAUAGGGCAGCCCACUGUCAUCCUGUUCCAAUUUACAACUGUACUUAACCAUUAACGAAUUCACGGGUCACCCACCCUUUUUCUUUUCUCGGUCGACCAGUCGAUUGCCGGCGAGUUCAAAACCCGUCGCCUCAAAAUUUUCGGCGUUAAUCUUCAUCAAGGCAAGAAGCAUCAUAAGUGAUCUCUUUGAAGCCGGUUAAGUAGCUAGCCAUGUCUUUCGAUGGUUUCCCUCCAUUCAUUUCAGCUCAGCUCCAUUAUCUUAUCAAUCACUUCCCCGAAAAAAUCAAGAUGAUCUUAUAUGGAAAGUUUGUUUACAUUGAUACAGGGGAUAUUAUUUACAAUGCGGAGUUCCCAUUGGCUCCGCCGGAUAUUAUAUUUGGACCUGAAGAUGAGGAUUUUCACCCAUUACACAUGACUGGCAGUGUGGGAGAGGGGGACUUGAAGUUUGGGAACAUUUUGUGUGAUUGGAACCAUAAAGACCCAACAAGGCUGCUAGCUUUAAUUCAGGAAUUGAGGGACCAAUAUAUGGCCUACCAGAAGAAACGUGUUGGAGAAGUGGAUGAUGAUAGGUUGACGUUUGAGAUUAGCACUAUUUGUUCACGAGAGGGAAUUGAAAUGCAAAUUAGUUCAGGUGCUGAAAAGCCAGAAGAGGUCAAAUUUGCAGUGCCUCUCAUGGAUAUGAACAUAAACAAGAUGGUGCAUGGGUGCCCCUGGAGACAUCCACAAAAGAUAUACUUACAGGUAAUAUAUCCUGUAGGAAAGAAGUAUGCAUCUACCCCUUCACCACCUCGUCUGAAAUUGAUGUCAACUACUGAGCUGGGAGCUCUGUUUACUAUAGAAGACGUCAAGCUUCCUUCGUGGUUGGAUGGAAUGUGCAUGGCCGAGUAUCUUCCUCAUCUAGAAGAAUCUCUUCAGAAACAGGUCGUGGAAUCUGUUUCAUUAAUUGAUAUAAGAAGACGCUUUAUAGAGUCAUUAACUCCAUUGCUUGGAAGACCUUUGGAAGCUGAUCCGGUCUUUUGCAGGAAGGCCACAUUUCUUGCUUCUUCUGGAUCCUUUGUUUUCCUGGUACAUUUUCUUAUUUCAACUCAGUUUCCUAAGCAGCAGCCAGCUGUGAUGCUCCAAAGUUCUCAGCAUAUAUCACCGCAAGGAAUACCAAAAAAGUCACCCCUUCUAUCAGAAUAUCCAUGGAGUCCAAGAUGGGAGGCAUCACAAAUGGCUGAGCGGAUAUUCGACUUCUUGGCGGACGAGUCUUUAAACUUCAAAAGGUUCUGUAAUGAGUCUCAACCUCAACACUAGAACGACAUGAAGAUGCUGAAGUUUCAUAUGGAUUAUGUUUUAUUCAUCCAAGUGUGUAAAAAGUGCUUAAUGAAAUAUUUGGUAGUUUUAUUUCCUACAAUUUCGGAAAUGGUGUUUAAUUUAUAGAAAGGAAAUGCUAAGC
This is a messenger RNA of Hibiscus syriacus, 1448 nucleotides long. Its product is annotated as BRISC and BRCA1-A complex member 2-like. The coding region runs from base 221 to 1306 and encodes 361 amino acids. The transcript is spliced from 12 exons. Gene Ontology annotation, cellular component: BRCA1-A complex; BRISC complex. Gene Ontology annotation, biological process: double-strand break repair. The record is from RefSeq and is a predicted model, not a curated record. NCBI's taxonomy places the organism in Eukaryota, Viridiplantae, Streptophyta, Magnoliopsida, Malvales, Malvaceae.